CUGAGGUUGUGUCUUGCCUGAGGCCCCACAGCUGCUGCAGGAGUAAGCUUCUGAGGUUAUCACUAUCCCUAAUCUUGGAGCAAGUGUGAAAACCUGAAAUGUUGUCAGAUAACAGGACAGGUGGGGAAGGAAGUAGGAUUUCAGCACUGCUAUGCAGAGCAGGGAGUCAUGAUUGAUUUCCUGGAAACAUCCACGUGACCAAAAAGGAUUUAGGGAGGCGGCCCCGCAGGUAGGGUUAGGCCCUGGCAGGUAGGCGAGCAACUCCCAGCCUCCCCAGAUGUGGCCUCAAGUGACUUCCUUUGGCUGUAAGCCUCCAAAAGUUCCUCUGGCCAGUUUUACCCAUCUGGAGAAUGGAUAUAAUAUCAGGCCCAACCUCUCCAAGAAGUUAUGAAGAGUCCAGUGAAAUCACCCAAAUACUUUUGUCAAAAAUUAGCUAAUGGCACUUUUUUUUUGCACUUUAUUGUAUGUAAAUUUUACCUAAAAAGAGUAAAGAACUGUGUGCAAAUAUUGAACUCUGAUCAAUUAAUGCACAUGGGGUGAUGUGUUAAAGGGAAAGCACACUGAUGUGUGCAACUUACUUUGGCAUUCAUCAAAAAAGGUAAAUGGACAGACCGAGAGAUCAAUGGAUAGAAGUAGGAUUUAGAAGUAUUCGAUGCAGUAAUUGUAAGCUCUAGGAGGAAGGAAAAUGGGUGCUGUAAAAUACUUCACAGUUUUGUGUACGUUUGAAAACUUUUGUAAUGAAAUACUGAAGAAAUUUUCGGUGAAACAUUCGUAAAUGUAUUAGCACAGUCAUUAAUUUGAAUUAUAAUUUUUACUGGCUGAAUUGCCAAUUGGGUACCCUGGGUGAAGUGGAUUACAAUCCCAAAUAUAAUAACUGCCAUUAAUUGCUGGGUCAGAAUCCGAAUUGGGAACACUUACUUUAAAAUUAUUGACAUUUUAAAAUUAAUAACUCCAUCUCACUUAUAUUUUACACCAAUCAUAUGAGGGAUGAGCUUUUUAAUCUGAGUUUUACGUUAGAGGAAUUCAAAUCCCCAAAGGAGUCGGAAGAUGGAACUCAGGGAGGAGACCCAGGAGGAGCAGGUUUCCAAAUUAAGCGCCGGCGGAUCACUUGCACUUUGUGGACACCCUUGCGACUACGUUUAGUUGUAGUUUAGGGGUCCAAAUACGCCCAAUUCCUUUGGCGGGGAAAAGCGUCUGCCCGACUGCCCGCCCCGGGCCCCACCCUCACCCGGGCCGCGCCCCUCGGUCCGAGGAAUGCGGGGACCUCCAAACGCGCUGCAGCCAAUCAGCGCCCUCGGCCAGCCCCCCACCUUCUCAAAGCCUCACCCCUGCCCUUAAUCCCUGUGCGUUCCGCCAACGACGCUCAGAGCCGCGUGGCGCGCGUAGCAGGUUCCCUUUGGGCUGAUAGCCGUCAUCUGGGAUCCUGGACCGCCGCCUUCCGCACCCAGGGGCCUGGAUUUCCCUUCCCGGCUCCGGGGAAUUGGCUCCCCAUUUCCUGGAGCUGCGCCUCCCGGGCCCCAGACUCGGGCUCCAGAGCCCUUGGUUUCCAGGACCCAGGCACCCUAGUCGCCGCCUUCCGGAUCCAGGGAUCCCGGGUCUGCGCCUCCAGGAACUCUUGAAGAUGGCUGCCGUGGGGGCGCCUUCUUCAGCAGUCAAGGACCCCAGGUUCCAGCCUGAGAAUCUCCCGUGUGCCUGACGCCCAGGAAAACCCAGGGGUUCCCAAGUCACGGUUUUGGGGCACCGGACAUAGUCUAGAAGAUCAGAGCCCCAGCGCCCAGCCUAGCAGUCCCCGACACUCCAGCUCCCAAGGGCCAAGGAACUUAGGCGCUGCGAACUCACCACUCCAAGGAACCCUCCCGAGUUCCGCCUCCAGGCUCUGUUACUCGGCUCAGUUCUGAGGAACGUGUACGUCCUGGGAAGGACCCCAAGAAGCUCCCAGCUUCCGGGCGCUGGGGAGCCCCGAGGCAUCCGUCAUGAUGGCCGAUCCACCCAAGGGAGACCCCAAGGGGCUCGCGGCGGCGGAGCCCACCGCUAACGAUAUCCCGGAGUUUGUCCCCACAGAGGACCCGGGCGCGGCGGGAGGUGGCUGCUGCGGUUCCCGCGACCAGCUGCGCCGCUGCCUUCGCGCCAACCUGCUGGUGCUGCUGACCGAGACGGCCCUGGUGGCGGGCGUGGCGCUGGGGCUAGGGGUGUCGGGGGCCGGUGGCGCACAAGCGCUGGGCCCCGCGGGCCUGGUGGCCUUCGCCUUCCCGGGCGAGCUGCUGCUGCGCCUGCUAAUGAUGAUCAUCUUGCCGCUGGUGGUGUGCAGACUUAUUAGCGGCGCCGCCAACGUGGACCCGAGCGCGCUGGGCCGCCUGGGCGCCUGGACGCUGCUCUUUUUCCUGGUCACCACACUGCUAGCGUCCGCGCUCGGGGUGGGCUUGGCUCUAGCCUUGCAGCCAGGCGUCGCCUUCGCCGCCAGCAGCUCAUUCGGAGCCACGGACGCCGUGGAAGGGGCCUCCAGCGAGGAGGUGCUCUAUUCUUUCCUGGAUCUUGUGAGAAAUGUCUUUCCCUCCAACCUGGUGUCUGCAGCAUUCCGCUCAUAUACUACCUCCUAUGAUGAGAGAGGGAUCGACGGAACCAAGGUGAAGGUGCCUGUUGGAGGCGAGGUGGAGGGCAUGAACAUCCUAGGCCUGGUGGUGUUUGCCAUCGUGUUUGGCGUGGCCCUGCAGAAGCUGGGGCCUGAGGGAGAGCUGCUCAUCCACUUCUUCAAUUCCUUCAAUAAAGCCACCAUGGUGCUGGUGUCCUGGAUCAUGUGGUAUGCCCCUGUGGGCAUCUUGUUCCUGGUGGCUGGCAUGAUCGUGGAGAUACAGGACGUGGGGCUGCUCUUCACCAUCCUUGGCAAAUACAUCCUGUGCUGCCUGCUGGGCCAUGCCCUCCAUGGGCUCCUGGUGCUGCCCCUCAUCUACUUCGUCUUCACCCGCAAAAACCCCUACCACUUCCUGUGGGGCAUCAGGACAGCGCUGGCCACUGCCUUCAGGACCGCCUCCAGCUCCGCCACUCUGCCUGUGAUGAUGAAGUGCGUGGAGAGGAAUGGCGUCGCCAAGCAUAUCAGCCGCUCCGUCCUGCCCAUCGGUGCCACGUUCAACAGGGACGGUGGCGCGCUCUUCCACGGUGUGGCCGCGGUGUUCAUUGCACAGCUCAACCACCAGUCCCUGGACUUCGUGAUGAUCAUCACCAUCCUGGUCACCAGUAUAGCGUCCAGCGUGGGCAGUGGACGUGUCUUCACGGUGGCCAUCAUCCUCGAGGCAGUCGGUCUCCCAGCUCAUGAUGUCUCCUUGAUCCUGGCUGUGGACUGGGUUGUAGACCGGUCUCGUACCAUCCUCAAUGUGGAAGGUGACGCCUUUGGGGCAGGACUCCUGCAAAGUUGUGUGGAUCGCACAGAGUCCCGGAGCCCAGUGCCCGAGCUGAUCCAAGUGAAGAUUGAAGGCCCCUGACUCCGCUGCCAGUCUACACUGGGGAGGGAAACCCCUUCAAUCCCUGUGCUGCAGGACCUGGGAGGGACGCUGACACUUACAAGAGGGAAUCCCUCAUGUAAGCUCUAUGAGUAACCUUCCCUACCCUGACCAGGGGCCCUUUGAACACUGGGAUCAUGAGGAGGGAUGAAUAAACAAACUGGGCUCCGGGGGCCCUACCCACACACUCCAGGGGGCCAGGGGCUCCAGCCUCCUCCCUGACAUCACAUCAGAGAGGCCUCAUUGCUGGGAUGUAUGUAUGUGUGUGGGUCUCCCCAAAUCUCUCCAGUCCUCAACCCCUGCGUCCACCCAAGGCUAGAAACAGCAAGAUGGAGCAGUAGUGUCCUCUGCACCCCAUCCCGGGAGCCGGCCUGGCCUCCCUGUCUCGGGGUGCAGGGUGCAUGUCACCAUACGGAUUUGAAGGAUGUUUGGACCGGUUGCUGGCCCCUUUGCUGGUUCUUUCAGUGGCUGGCUGGUUUGUGUGUGUGUGUGUGUGUGUGUGUGUGUGUGUGUGUGUGUGUGUGUGUAAUUCCUGUGUCAAAUGGUAUUUCUAUUUUAGUUUUGACUGUGACCCUCUCCAUAUACUUCCCUCUCUGUCCCCAGGCCUUUUGUUCCCUUCACUGUUUUUAAGAGAAACACUCCCUGGAACUCUGGGGACUCAGGGAGAGCAGGACAAGUACUACUGUACUCCAGAGGACAAUUUUUUAUGGUAUCAUUAACAUAUAAUCACGUGACCACCAUUGUGGUUACUAAAUUCUCCCCAUUAUCAAGUCCUCACCACAUACCCCAAUACAGUCACUGUGCAUCUGUGCAG
Manis javanica (Malayan pangolin) is the source of this 4308-nucleotide messenger RNA. The record is from RefSeq and is a predicted model, not a curated record. Lineage: Eukaryota; Metazoa; Chordata; Mammalia; Pholidota; Manidae.